AUGAAGACAGCCCUGCUUUUCCUCUGUAUCAUAGGAAUCACUUGCGCCUUCUCCGCAAAACACUUCCGAAGAAGAUUUAAGUCAGACGAUUCAGAAGAAAAUGCAGUGUUCAAAAACAGAUACAGGAAUUUUCUUUAUAGAUACCCUUACUUCUACCCGCCUAUGAAAAGAUUCCAGUUUAACAGUGACUCAUCUGAAGAAGGUUUUGGUGGCAAUAGUUCAGAGGAGGAAGAAGAAGAAGAAGGGGGACAGUCAAAUGAAGAAAAUGAAGGUGGAAAGGGAAGUGAAGAGACCACGGUGGCUCCCACUACACCUGCAGCUGCAGAUACAAAGACUGAUGGAAUUGCUGAACUUCCCACAGAGGUGCCAGGAGUAAAAGAGCCUGCUCAGAAACCCGGCAAAGAAGCAGGUGAUAAAAAGGUUGACAAUGCUCCCAAAAAAGGCGCCAAGGAAGAAGACAGUGAUGAAAAUGAGGAAGAGGAGAAUGAAGAGGAAGAAGAGGAGAAAGUAGAUGAAAAUGGAAGUGGCGCUAAUGCCACCAGCACAAACAGCACUCUCGAAGAAACUGGAAACGGUGGAGAGGAGGAAGAGGAGGAAGAAAACGAAGCGACCACCAUCAGUCUAACCACCUUGGUCACAACUGUCAACCCUACUGAAAGUACUACGGGCGAACAAUUUCAAGACAGCACCACCGCUGCAGAUCAGGGCCAGCAUGACACGACCACUGAAGAUCCAUGGGUGCAUGAUGCCACCACCACAAAUGGUUAUGAUGAACAUGGAUAUGAAGUCCAAACUGAUUAUUAUGGCAGUGAGAACGGGUACCCACGAGGAGAUACUUUCAGAACAUACGAGGAUGAGUAUAGUUACUACAAGGGGCAUGGAUACGAUGUAUAUGGCCAAGAUUAUUACUAUAAUCAGUGA
Molecule: messenger RNA, 921 nt
Organism: Thamnophis elegans (Western terrestrial garter snake)
Lineage: Eukaryota; Metazoa; Chordata; Lepidosauria; Squamata; Natricidae
Gene: IBSP
Product: integrin binding sialoprotein
Exons: 6
Coding region: 1-921 (306 amino acids)
Biological process (GO): ossification; bone mineralization; cell adhesion
Cellular component (GO): extracellular region
Source: RefSeq, a predicted model, not a curated record